CAGAAGAGAUUCCGUGAUGGACGUGAUUCACACCAUUCAAUCUAAUAUUUAAAAACCAUCCAUGAUGAAUAAUAUUUUCUUUUCAUAUUCAUAUUUCAAUGAUAAAUCUAAUCUCCAAGAACUCCUUCAGACCCGACGAAAUGAUCACUGAAAGGCGGAACUGUGCACAUAAGUGGGAAAAGACCCGUCGGGGUAACCGACACCGACUUCGUGUGUGCCACCUUGGACUGGUGGCCACCCGAUAAAUGCGACUAUGGAACGUGUUCUUGGGGUCACGCUUCUCUCCUUUACCUGAACCUUAGCAAUACUAUCCUUUUAAAUGCAGUUAAAGCUUUUUCGCCUUUAAAGAUUCGUUUGGGUGGGACUUUGCAAGAUAAAGUGAUCUACCAAACAAAAGAAGAGAAAGAAGAAGGAAAAAGUUGCAUUCCAUUUGUGAAGAACAUGUCAGCAUUGUAUGGUUUCAAUAAAGGGUGUCUCUCAUUGUCCAAAUGGGAUGAAAUGAAUGACUUCUUCAAUAAAUCAGGAGCUGUUAUUAUUUUCAGUUUGAAUGCUCUCCAAGGAAGAACGUUCGAUUCCCAUGGCUUCGCAAACGGGGCUUGGAAUUCAACCAAUGCAGAGUCUCUAAUGCGUUACACCGUGAAUAAAGGCUACACUAUUCACGGAUGGGAGCUCGGGAACGAGCUGAGCGGGGACGGAGACGGUGUAAGAGUAGGAGCUGAUCAAUAUGUUUCUGACACAAUUCAUCUGAAGAAGAUAUUGGGAGAUGUAUACAAGAGUGUUAGUUAUAAGCCAUUGGCCAUAUCACCUGGAGGAUUUUUUGAUGCAAAAUGGUACAAAGAGUUUAUAGAGGAAGCACAAGAGUCUUUGGAUGUGGUCACCCAUCACAUUUACAGUCUAGGCCCAGCAAAUGAUGAGCACCUGGUGGAGAAAAUCCUCAAUGCUUCAUAUUUGGAUCAACAAAUCCGUACAUUUCGUCAGCUGCAGCACAUCCUCAAGAGCUCCUCCGCCACCUCUGCAAGGGCUUGGGUCGGCGAAGCCGGCGGAGCGUAUAACAGCGGCCGGGACCGCGUCACCAACGCCUUCGUCUUCAGCUUCUGGUAUCUUGAUCAGCUAGGGAUGUCUGCAUCUUAUGGUACAAAGACAUACUGCCGGCAAUCACUAAUUGGUGGCAACUAUGGUUUACUUAAUACCGCAACCUUUGUACCAAACCCUGAUUACUACAGUGCUCUUCUGUGGCACAGAUUAAUGGGGACAAAUGUGUUGAAAACCAAAUUCUCAGGAACAAAGAAAUUGCGUGUUUAUGCUCAUUGUGCAAAAAACUCAUCUGAUGGCAUAACAAUAGUGUUGAUAAACCUGGACGGGAAGGCGGGUGCGGUGGUGGACGUGGCGUACAACGGCGGCGGAGGAGGAGGAAGCGGCGGCGGUGGAAGAAAAGAGUAUCAUCUGAGCGCGAAAAAUGGGGACUUGCACAGCCAAACAGUCCUUCUGAACGGGGAGGAACUGGGCCUAGAUCCAUCAGGGAAAAUACCCUUGUUGGAGCCUCGGGUCGUCGACCCGGAAGAGCCCAUUAAUGUUGCCCCGUUUUCCAUUGUUUUUGCCCAUUUACCUUUUGUCUCUCUUCCUGCUUGCACCUAUAAUAAUUAAUUUUCAAAUGACAGAUUUUAAGAUAGCCAGCCCCAUAUGUAUGGUUACCAUUUUAAUGAUUCAAUGGUAAUUAGUUAUAUCAAACUUUUAGAGUUUAAGAUCAUUUUAUUACUAAUGAUAAAGCUUAUUAUUAUUA
This is a messenger RNA of Cuscuta campestris, 1780 nucleotides long. The record is from the annotation of a GenBank genome assembly. Lineage: Eukaryota; Viridiplantae; Streptophyta; Magnoliopsida; Solanales; Convolvulaceae.